AUGGCGUCGCUGAUACAAUCGCUCCUUUUGGCCACUUCUGCGUCUUCGUUCGCCUCGGCAAACACUGUACCACAAUGCAAAGCUAAUCCCAUCGAUGGCACUUGGCCUUCAGACCAGGUACAUCUCAACCACUUCCACGCUUGCCCAUCAGCGAGCAUAGAUAUUGACACUACCGCGGGAAUGGCACCACCUCAACACCACCAUCAAUAA
Molecule: messenger RNA, 210 nt
Organism: Fulvia fulva
Lineage: Eukaryota; Fungi; Ascomycota; Dothideomycetes; Mycosphaerellales; Mycosphaerellaceae
Exons: 1
Coding region: 1-210 (69 amino acids)
Source: RefSeq, a predicted model, not a curated record